AUGUUUUGGGAUUACCACGUUGGCAACCCGGAAGGCAUACAUCAACUUAUGAUUCUCUUCAGCGAUAGCGGAACUCCAAAAUCGGUUCGCUUCAUGAAUUCGUACAGUGGACAUACAUACAAGUUCACCAAGGCGCAGAUUGGUCGUCUUACUAUGAACCGCAAUCCGCAAAACUACUUCGCAGAUAUUGAGCAAGCGUCGUUUUCACCGUCCACGAUGGUUCCAGGAUUCGCUGCGUCCGCCGAUCCAGUGCUCCAAGCACGACUCUUCGCAUAUCCCGAUGCGGCCCGUUAUCGACUCGGAGUGAACUACCAGCAACUCCCAACUAACACAGCCAAAGCCCAGGUCUAUUGUCCUUUCCAGAGAGAUGGAAAGAUGCGAUUUGAUGGCAACUAUGGCGGGGACCCUAGUUACGUUGGCUCGUCGAUCAAGCCCACUAAGUUCUACCAAGGCCUGAAUGGAUCAAACCCUGAAGCAUUGAGCCUACACACCGAGCAUGAAAGGUGGGCUGGAGAGGUUUCGGCCUAUACUAGCGAGAUCACUGAUAGAGACUUUGCCCAGCCCGCAGCAUUGUGGGAACUUAUUGGGCGGGGGCCUGGUCACCAGGACAGGUUUAUUGACAACCUCGUGUCUAGCGUCAAGGAUGUUAAAUACCCCGAAUUGCGCAAAAAGGUCUAUAGCCUUUUUAGUCGUGUCAACAAGGAGCUGGGUUUGAAAUUGCAAGAGCGUACCGAAGCAACAAUUAAUGCGGCAUGA
This is a messenger RNA of Penicillium concentricum, 756 nucleotides long. RefSeq lists its product as uncharacterized. Gene Ontology annotation, biological process: response to hydrogen peroxide; hydrogen peroxide catabolic process. Bases 1 to 756 code for a protein of 251 amino acids. Lineage: Eukaryota; Fungi; Ascomycota; Eurotiomycetes; Eurotiales; Aspergillaceae. Gene Ontology annotation, molecular function: heme binding; catalase activity. The record is from RefSeq and is a predicted model, not a curated record. The transcript is spliced from 7 exons. Gene Ontology annotation, cellular component: peroxisome; cytoplasm; mitochondrion.